Molecule: messenger RNA, 1609 nt
Organism: Ananas comosus (pineapple)
Lineage: Eukaryota; Viridiplantae; Streptophyta; Magnoliopsida; Poales; Bromeliaceae
Product: protein WRKY1-like
Exons: 4
Coding region: 226-1269 (347 amino acids)
Biological process (GO): regulation of DNA-templated transcription
Molecular function (GO): DNA-binding transcription factor activity; sequence-specific DNA binding
Source: RefSeq, a predicted model, not a curated record
UUGAUAUUGAUAUAAUUAUUUAUUUAUAUAUAUAUAUAUAUAUUAUUAAGGUAGCGAAGCCCAAAAAAAAAAAGAAAAAGAAGGAAAGGAAAUAUUUGUAAUUUCUUAGUUUGUUGUUUUAGUGCUCUCUUUCACACUCUUCGAUCUCAGCGGCUUCUAGGGUUUCCAGAGUGAACCAGGUUAGUUCUAGGAGUUUCCAGAGCUUCUUCUACCAGCUGGUUUGAGAUGGAAGAGGUGGAAGAAGCCACCAGAGCUGCUGUAGAGAGGAGCCACAGAGUGCUCAACCUGCUGUCCCAAUCCCAAGACCAACUCCUCCCUUACAGAAAUCUAAGAGCAGAAACAGAGGAAGCUGUUUCCAGGUUCAGAAGAGUUGCUUCCUUACUUGGUAAUGAUGGUGUGGUGGGUCAUGCAAGGGUUAGGAGGGUGAAGAAUCCUCUCCCCUCUUUCAACCAUAAGCUCUUCUUAGAGAGCCCCAUGCCAUCCAGACCAAUCCCUUCUCCCAUGCCUCUCCAGCUUCUCCCUAGAAAUAGUGUCGAGAACCCGGUAAAAGAGCUUGUUCCUACCGCGAAGUUCCCUUCUCAAAGGAUGUAUUUAUUAGAGAACCCGUCGGUAUUGGAAAUGGCUCCGCCUGUUGCCCACCGCCUCCACCUCAAUCAGAUGUUUCAGCUUGAGCAGCAGCAGCAGCAGCAGCAGCAGCAGAAGAGAUUACAGAGUGAAAUGCUUAGGAGGAGCAACAGCGGCAUAAACAUAAAGUUCGACAGCUCUAAUUGCACGGUGGCAACCGCGUCGUCCUCAAAGUCCUUCUUAUCAUCGUUGAGUAUGGACGGAAGCAUCGCGAGCUUGGACGGGAAGCCAUUUCAGACGCCGUUUCAGCUUAUCAGCGGGUCGCAGUCGUCCAACACGAUGGAUAUGCACUUGCCUCCGAAAAGGAGGUGCCUCGGAAAAGGGCAAGAUGGGAGCGGGAGAUGCGCGAGCGGAGCAAAGUGUCAUUGCUCGAAGAAGAGGAAGCUAAGAGUGAAGAGAUCUAUUAAGGUUCCUGCUAUUAGUAAUAAGCUUGCUGAUAUACCUGCGGACGAGUACUCGUGGAGGAAAUAUGGGCAGAAGCCAAUUAAGGGUUCUCCACAUCCUAGGGGAUACUACAAAUGUAGCAGUGUGAGAGGUUGCCCUGCGAGAAAGCAUGUGGAGAGGUGUGUGGACGAGCCCUCGAUGCUAAUUGUUACUUACGAAGGCGAGCACAACCAUGGAAAAUUACUCAAUCAGCCUGCCUAAAUUUCUAUAUUCGGAUCGCCUCGUCUUAUUCUCGAAGCCUCAGAUUUGAAUUUUGUUGUAAAUAUUCUUCUAUGGUUGAGAAAUACUGGGUUGGUUUCGUAGCUUUCUUUCUUAAUUACCAUAAAAAAAAAUGGAGAAAAGGGAGAACGUUGCGAGUUGUUGAUGCCACUGUGUGUAGGAUUAGGAACUUCAUUAACUUUAUCAAUUUGGGUUUUGAUUUUAACUUAAUUAGUUAGAGGAGCGUCUUACAGAGAGGUAGGCUGCUGCUGACUGAAACAAUGCGUGUAAAAUUAGAAAAUGAAUGGUUGUAAUAUUAAUUUGAAUGUCAUUUUAACUCUUA